AUGAAGGAGCGAAUUUACUCUAGUUUUCUUCUUUUUGUUAGCCUUUUUUUCCUUGUUACUUUCAGUGUUGAAGCUGGGACUUGCAAGCCUAGUGGCAAGAUAAAAGGGAAAAAGCCACCUCCAGGACAAUGUGACACAGGGAACGACUCCGAAUGCUGUAAGGAGGGUAGAUAUUACACCACUUACAAAUGUUCACCCGCAAUUUCAUCCUCACGUCGUACAAAAGCAACCCUAACAAUCAACAGUUUUGAGGAACAUGGUGACGGCGGUGGAAAAUCUGAGUGUGACAACAAGUACCAUUCAGAUGACGAUCCUGUAGUGGCACUUUCAACAGGAUGGUACAAUGGAGGGAGUCGAUGCUUAAAGUAUAUUAAAAUCCAUGGUAACGGGAAAAGUGUAAAAGCCAAGGUUGUUGACGAGUGCGACUCAACAAGGGGAUGUGAUUCAGAUCAUGAUUAUCAGCCUCCAUGCCCCAACAAUAUUGUGGAUGCUUCAAAAGCCGUUUGGAAAGCCUUGGGAGUGCCUGAAAAAGACCGGGGCGAAAUGGAUAUCUACUGGUCUGAUACUUGCAAGCUUAGUGGCAAGAUAAAAGGGAAAAAACCUCCUCCAGGACAAUGUAACACAGGGAACGAUUCUGAAUGCUGUGAGGAUGGUAAAUAUUACACCACUUACAAAUGUUCACCCACAAUCUCAUCCUCAGGUCGUACAAAAGCAACCUUAACAAUCAACAGUUUUGAGGAACAUGGUGACGGCGGUGGAAAAUCUGAGUGUGACAACAAGUACCAUUCAGAUGACGACCCUGUAGUGGCACUUUCAACAGGAUGGUACAAUAAAGGAAGUCGAUGCUUAAAGUAUAUUAACAUCUAUGGUAACGGGAAAAGCGUAAAGGCCAAGGUAGUUGAUGAGUGCGAUUCAACAAUGGGAUGUGAUUCAGAGCAUGAUUAUCAGCCUCCAUGCCCUAACAAUAUUGUGGAUGCUUCAAAAGCCGUUUGGGAAGCCUUGGGAGUGCCUGAGAAAGACCGGGGCGAAAUGGAUGUCUACUGGUCUGAUGCUUGA
This is a messenger RNA of Pistacia vera, 1056 nucleotides long. RefSeq lists its product as uncharacterized. Bases 1 to 1056 code for a protein of 351 amino acids. The record is from RefSeq and is a predicted model, not a curated record. The transcript has 2 exons. Lineage: Eukaryota; Viridiplantae; Streptophyta; Magnoliopsida; Sapindales; Anacardiaceae.